AUAUGAUAGCAAAGAAGUGGCACAUUAAUGAAGCGCCUCUACAGGGGUCUUUUCUGCUCAUGUCACCACAUAAAACUAUCAGAUGGUUAGAGGAAGGACAUGGAGGCAACUAGUUAGCUCAUCGCCGUUGCAGGGAAGAAAACAAGCCUCUGCUACAGUGCAGCUGCCGGUGGUGUAAAAGAAGCUGAUUCAGCCCGCGGAGGCGAAGGGAGGGGGUGUACAAGAGGAUUCCCAAAACCGAGCCAGCUCGCUGCCUCUUCAGGACUAAAGCGGAGCAGCGUGGCCGCGGAAGGGGCGAGAGACACUCCGGAGGAGAGGGCUGGGAAAGAGUCCGGACUCUCAGCUGCGUCCCGGAUGCGGACUGUCAACUUCCAGCAACUUUAAGAUCUCCGCGGGUCGCCGAGCGAAGAUGCCUCGCCCGGGCAGAAACACUUACAGCGAUCAGAAGCCUCCCUACUCCUACAUCUCGCUGACCGCCAUGGCGAUCCAGAGCUCCCCGGAGAAGAUGCUGCCCCUGAGCGAGAUCUACAAGUUCAUCAUGGACCGCUUCCCCUACUAUCGGGAGAACACACAGCGCUGGCAGAACUCCCUCCGCCACAACCUCUCCUUCAACGACUGCUUCAUCAAGAUCCCUCGCCGCCCCGACCAGCCGGGCAAGGGCAGCUUCUGGGCGCUGCACCCCAGCUGCGGGGACAUGUUCGAGAACGGCAGCUUCCUGCGCCGCCGGAGACGCUUCAAGAAGAAGGAUGUCUCCAAGGAGAAGGAGGAGGCCCGGGAGCGGCUGCUGAAGGAGCAGCCCAAGCCCCCCGGGCUGCCCGGCGCCGACCUCCCCAAGGAAGCCUCCUCCUCCUCUUCCUCUUCCUCCGCCUCGGCGCCGGCCUCCGAGAAGAAGGUGGUGAUCAAGAGCGAGACGGCGUCUCCCGAGCUGCCCGUGAUCACCAAG
Cyanistes caeruleus (blue tit) is the source of this 943-nucleotide messenger RNA. RefSeq names its product forkhead box B1 (gene FOXB1). Lineage: Eukaryota; Metazoa; Chordata; Aves; Passeriformes; Paridae. Gene Ontology annotation, biological process: cell differentiation; regulation of transcription by RNA polymerase II; anatomical structure morphogenesis. Gene Ontology annotation, molecular function: DNA-binding transcription factor activity, RNA polymerase II-specific; RNA polymerase II cis-regulatory region sequence-specific DNA binding. The record is from RefSeq and is a predicted model, not a curated record.